Mercurialis annua (annual mercury) is the source of this 1034-nucleotide messenger RNA. RefSeq names its product abscisic acid receptor PYR1. The record is from RefSeq and is a predicted model, not a curated record. Gene Ontology annotation, cellular component: cytoplasm; nucleus. NCBI's taxonomy places the organism in Eukaryota, Viridiplantae, Streptophyta, Magnoliopsida, Malpighiales, Euphorbiaceae. Bases 50 to 694 code for a protein of 214 amino acids. Gene Ontology annotation, biological process: abscisic acid-activated signaling pathway. The transcript has a single exon. Gene Ontology annotation, molecular function: protein phosphatase inhibitor activity; abscisic acid binding; signaling receptor activity.
UGUAUAUAAAGGAAAUAAACUUAUCUUAUCUGACCCCUCUCCUCUUUCAAUGGAAAAAGUUGGAGAUGCCUCAUCAACCAUUGGCUCACAACAAGAGUCAACUUCAACAACUCACCAUUUAACGAUUCCACACGGUCUAACUCAGCAAGAAUUCUCCGAGUUAUCCCCUCUUAUCUCCGAGUUCCACACCUACCGAAUCGGUUCCCGGCAAUGUUCUUCCCUACUAGCACAACGCGUCAACGCACCAAACGACGUCGUAUGGUCAAUAGCCCGUCGUUUUGAUGAGCCCCAGAUUUAUAAACACUUCAUCAAGAGCUGCGUGGUUGAGCCUGGAUUUACUAUGACCGUGGGAUCCACUCGUGACGUCCACGUCAUCUCUGGUUUACCGGCUGCUACCAGUACUGAAAGGCUUGAUAUACUGUACGAUGACCGACACGUCACUGGUUUUACUAUUAUUGGAGGUGACCAUAGGCUGAGGAAUUACCGGUCGAUCACGACUGUUCAUGGUUUUCAACGUGACGGGAAGAUCUGGACCGUUGUUUUGGAAUCUUAUGUGGUUGAUGUACCUGAAGGUAACUCCGAAGAGGACACGCGUCUCUUCGCUGAUACUGUCGUGAAGUUGAAUCUCCAGAAAUUAGCUUCCGUCGCUGAAGCGUUGGCGCGUGAUGGACACAGCGAAUCGCAUCUUCUUUAACAGGCCAAAAAUAUGGAAGUCUGGGUGUUUGGUGAAUGACGAAAACGCCCUGCCGUUUGAAGACAAUUGACUUAUAAUGCCACGUGAUGUUAUUUAUGAUAGGGAUGGGUUUGAUAAGAUCAGAUCGCAUUAGUUAAUCUUGGGAAUUGGAAAUGCUAUCUAGAAGAUUAAGGGUAUUAUGGUCAAUAUGUCUUACUAUUAUUUUAGUUUCUCAUUUAAUGAUGUCAAAAUGUCUUGUUCUUUUUUUAUUUUAUUUGAGGGAAAAAAAAUGUCUUGUUUAAAUUUGUAUGAUAUUUGAAAAUUAAGAAAACGUUGGAAGACAAAUAUAUAUCAUUGAAAA